This is a messenger RNA of Cyclocybe aegerita, 873 nucleotides long. The record is from the annotation of a GenBank genome assembly. NCBI's taxonomy places the organism in Eukaryota, Fungi, Basidiomycota, Agaricomycetes, Agaricales, Hemipholiotaceae.
AUGGGAGAUGAUCACACUCCCAUCGAGUUUAGUUGCAUACUCGGCAGCGACGGGAAACACACCAUUCGCUUUACCCUAGAGCCACUCUCAGGAGUCGACGGAUCCCCUACUCCGAGCCGGACGUGGAUAAAUGCUCUUCAUGAAUUUUCAUCAAUCGGAAACGUGCAGGAAUUCGACACGGAUUGGGCCCUGACGUGCUUUGAGAUGUUAGUUUUCGAAGGGAAUAAUGUGCCGAAGCAAAAACCCCUGCACUCCUCCCAAUUCUCGAUCGGGGCCGACUUCACUCAUGAUGGAAUUGUUGGCAAAGCAUACUUCCUCCCUCACUUGAGAUCCCAAGCAACGGGGAUUUCUCAGAUGGAUCUAGUCACCUCGUGCAUGAACGAGCUCGAUCUCGGAUCCCAAUGGAAGAUUGUGGCGUCGUAUUUCACGGAAAAAGUACCUCAUUUGGACGCUACUCCGGACAUCGUGGCCGUCGACUGUGUCCAUAAAUCCAAAAAUCGAGCCAAAAUUUACGUGCGGUGCAAUGCAAGCUCCCUCAACGAGAUCACCGAAGUAUUCACCCUUGGCCAGAGGCUGAAGGGACUACUUAUCAACAAAGCAAUAGAAAUGAUAGAAGAGGUUUGGCGUCAACUAUUUGUCGGCAAGAAUGACGACCAACGACUCGAGUCCAACAACCCAGACCAUUUUGCGAGCCGAUUCGUGCUCUACUUCGAGCUCGCUCCUGGAAGGGAGAUCCCUUUUCCAAAACUCUACAUCCCCAUUCGACAUUACUGCCAGAAUGAUGCACUCGUAGGAGAGGCGCUUGAACAGCUUUACAAGGAGAAAUAUGGCAUUAAGGAGACCCAUCUCCGCGAUAUCCAAUCUGCGUUGUGA